Molecule: messenger RNA, 1539 nt
Organism: Chenopodium quinoa (quinoa)
Lineage: Eukaryota; Viridiplantae; Streptophyta; Magnoliopsida; Caryophyllales; Amaranthaceae
Product: caffeic acid 3-O-methyltransferase-like
Exons: 4
Coding region: 165-1280 (371 amino acids)
Biological process (GO): methylation
Molecular function (GO): O-methyltransferase activity; protein dimerization activity; S-adenosylmethionine-dependent methyltransferase activity
Source: RefSeq, a predicted model, not a curated record
AUUAUUACGGACUAUUUUAUUUGUAGUAUGCGACAUUCCAACUCUUAUAUAAGCAAAUCCAACCUUGUCUACCUUUGUUACAUGAUCAAACUAGCUACUACGUAAAACAUAUAUAGAAAUCCUACAAAUCUACUAAAAAACAAUAAUUUGUAACAAGAAAAAUCAUGGCCCCUUCAAAAGCCACCGAACUUGAUAUCCAAAACCAAAAGCCAUUGAGUCUUGAUGAAGAAGAGGAAGCUAAUUAUUCAUAUGGAGUUCAAAUUGCUAAUGCUUGUGCCCUUCCUAUGGUCCUCAAUGCGGCCAUUGAGAUCGGGGUGCUUCAAAUCAUUAAUGAUAAAGCAGGUCUCAAUGGGCUCUUGCCCGUUGAGAUAGCUACUCAGGUUCAUGCUAGGAACCCUGAGGCACCCGCCAUGUUGGAUAGGAUGCUUAGGCUAUUGUCCACAUAUUCUUUAGUUAGUUGUACCACGGUCACCACCGCUGAUGGUGGUGUUGAAAGGCGUUACAAGCCUACGUCUAUGACUAAGGUCUAUGUUCCUGAUGAAGAUGGUGUUUCAUUGGCUCCUUGCUUGAAGUUAUUUACCGAUAAGGUCUUUCUUCAAAGCUGGAGCAAGCUUAAAGAUUCAGUGUUGGAAGGAGGAAUAGCAUUCAACAUGGUGCAUGGGAUGCACGCAUUUGAGUACCCAGGUGUGGAUGCAAGGUUCAAUGAAGUCUUCAACAAGGCUAUGGCUCAAUCAAUUAUGUUGGUGAAGAAGAUUUUCAAGAAGUACAAAGGCUUGGAGAACUCCAAUGUCCACAAACUCGUCGACGUUGGUGGAGGUCUUGGCCACUCUGUUGCUUUCAUUACAUCUCAAUAUCCUUCCAUCCAAGGCAUCAACUUCGAUUUGCCUCAUGUCAUCAAAGAUGCCCCUCCAUGCCCUGGUGUGGAGCAUAUUGGUGGAGAUAUGUUUGAAAGUGUGCCUGAAGGAGAUGCAAUCUUUCUUAAGUGGAUCCUUCAUGACUGGAGCGAUGAACGUUGCUUGAUAUUGUUGAAGAACUGCUACAAGGCCUUGCCAAAGGACGGGAAGGUCAUUGUCGUGGAGGCAAUUAUCACGGAUGAGCCAGAGAAGACAACUUUUGCACGAUCCAUUAGCCAAGUAGACUUGUUGAUGAUGACGCAAAAUCCAGGAGGGAAAGAGAGGAGCAAGAGGGAAUUUGAAGCUCUAGCCAAAGGAGCUGGAUUUACAUGCUUCAACUUCCAAUAUACUGUGCACGGCUUUUGGGUUAUGGAAUUCUACAAGUGAUUUUGUGAAUCUGCUACGCAAACAUUACUCUGAGGGAUCGUAUAUUAAUAAUAUGCAACAUUCGUUGUGACAUUAAUUAGUCUUAUUUUAUCAACUAAGCUAGUUGAAAUGUCAGAAUAAUUAAGUGCAUUUGUAUUUUAUAUCCUAAGAAAUCUUUGUAUACUUUUGUGUUGAGAAACCUUUUACAAGAGUUAAUUUGUAUCUCGAGCUUGAAAUAAGCAUAAAUUUCAUCAUAAUUUAUUCCGUUACUUAUUAUACA